AGAGACGGUGCGUUAUUCUCGUGCUUGUCCGAUCCGCCAACGUGAUACCAAGACGUUAACACACACACACACACCCACACCCACACACAGUCAAUUUAUCACAUGCGUAACACACCGUAAUAAAGGGUACAUCGGCAUUUUUUCCCCCUUUCUUUUGUCGUUAAAAAAAAUAUAUUGUGCCCACCCACGAUGAACUCCGUUGAUGAGCUGAACCUCCUACUGGGCAUCGGCCCCGCCCGCCCGCAGCUCCCCGUCACGCUUCGCAAGUCCGGCUACAUCCCAGUCCGCGCCUUAGGCAAAGGCAGCUACGGUCAAGCCUUGCUAGUUUUCCAUGAACCGCGACAGCAAUACUUCGUCGUCAAACACCUGAACUUAGCCGGCAUGUCGUCUCGACAGCGGCACGACGCGCACAAUGAAAUCAGCAUCCUCCAGAAGCUGCACCAUCCCAAUAUCAUUCAAUAUGUGGAGUACUACGAGGAGCACCCGAACCUGUACAUUGUGAUGGAGUACGCUGAUGGCGGGGAUGUGUACUCGCUGCUCAGCAAAGCUCAGGCUGCGCGGAAGGCCGCUGCACGCGCGAAUAAAAAACUCGGCGACGCCGCAGCCGCUUCUGCGGGUGGUGGCAGCGCUGUUGCUGCGGCGAACGAGAGCAGCGGCCUGCUGUCCGAGGUGCAGGUGGUGAGUUUGUUCGUCCAGACGACGAUGGCGGUGAAGUACAUGCACGACCGCCGCCUCCUCCACCGCGACAUCAAGUCCUCCAACAUCUUCCUCACGAAGAACCACGUCGUGAAGCUCGGCGACUUCGGGAUCAGCACGGUGCUGCAGAGCACCAUGGCGAUGGCGAGCACGAUGUGCGGCACGCCGUGCUACUUCUCACCUGAGCUCUGCCAAGGACGGCCGUACAACAACAAAAGCGACAUGUGGGCGCUGGGGGUGCUGCUCUACGAGCUCUGUGCCGGUCAGGUGCCCUUUGAGUCCACCACGAUGCGGGCGCUGAUGCGCGACAUCGUCCACAGGCAGCCGCCUCGCAUCCCAGCGCUCUACUCGGAUUCUCUGUGGGAGUUGAUUGUGCAGCUGCUGCAGAAGGACCCCCGCCGCCGGCCCGACGCGGGUCAGGUGCUCAUGUCCGCAACACUCAUGAAGUACAUCCCAGAGCUGAUGGAGCAGCUCGCGUCUGACCCGGCAUACGCAGCGGCCGCCGCCAACGACGAGGUCCAGAACAACAACGAGGAAACUAGCAACAAGGCAGCGGAUCAUUAUUCGGACGGCACCUCCGGGUUCACUCCGGCGACAUCACCAGCGGCGCCUCCGCCACCACCGCCGCGCCGCGUUCCACAAAAGAACGCAGCGGCGGACGCGCUCCCUGUCGCUCCCCCGCUUCUACCGGCGGCGGGACCGUCAAGGAAGAAGCCGCUCUCCCCACUCCCACUGCCGCCGGCGGCAGCGGCAGGCAAUCCGGCGUUGAAGGGGACUAAUGCGGUGGGGCCAAACCAGAACAGCAGAGCUGGCGGCCCGUCGCCUUCGUCUACCCCACCACGUCCACACGAGGGUCCGCCCGCUACUCCCCCUCCUUCAUCCAAGCAGCAACCACCGCCGUCGUCGACCGCCUCCAUUGCCGCCUUGCUGGCUCGCUUUGACGCGCAGAAGCAGGAGUUGGCAGCGAGCAAGCUGAAGAAGAAGGAGGAACAGAAUUCGCAGCCGCGACAACCGCCGGAUGCACCCCCACCCAGCAGGCCGCAAGACGAUGCCAAUAGCAGCGGCAACGGCAGCAACUUGCCAGGGCUGCGAAACAAGAAGAGAGAUCAUCAUUUUCAGGCACCACCGUCAUCGCAGCAGCAGCAGCAGAGAAGGAAGGAGGGAGAAGGUGCGGCCUCGGCGGCACGUCUCUCACCCGGCGCCGCGGCCGCGCUUCGUCAGCAAGGGCUGGACCCGGAAAGUGAUUCUCAAGUAUUUCCCCUUCGCGGUCCCGGCGGUCAUCCUGCCCAUGCUGGAAGUGCUGCUGCUGCUGCUGGUCAUCGCAGGUCCUUCGCCCCUCCACCGCUGCCCGCUGCUCUGCGCGGCACGUCCGCUACUAACAUCAAACAGCACGAAGAUCAUGGAGACGCGCCACAUGCAGCUGCUGCGGUGGGCAGCGGCAACAACGCAGAACGCGCCGUGGACUCCCCACACGGUGGCGGCUCCUCAUCGGCUGCCGCUGCCGGGGUAGCGGCGCCGACGGGAUCGGCGGAGCUCGGUGCGGUGCUGACGGAGCUGUCCACAUGGCGUGAGCGCAGUCUGCGCCGUCAGCACCGCUCCCAACGCAAGGGCGAGCCGGUCCACCCAAAUCAGGCGAAGGAGAACCGCAGCAGCAGCAAGGCCGCGGAGGAGAAGCGUGAAGGAGCGGCGCCGUCUUCGUCCUCGCCGCAGCCGCAGCGCCACCCGUCAAGUUCGCAGGAGAAGGACGGCCUUUCGGCGGUGAACGCCGCCGAUGCGCAUCCAGGCGAGGUCACCGCCGGGGCGGCGAAGGCAGCCGCAACGAAGCAGAGCGCUGAUGUGGCUUCCCGAGCGACGCCGUCACCUUCCAAAGGGACUGCCACAGAGGCCCAACGUGCGAACGCGCUUCAUCCGGCCACAGGGCUUUUGCCAUCGCUUCCCGCAUCACCGCCCCCGCAGGGACAGCACCAGCAGCUACCGCAGCCCGGCUUUCACAAGAAGGAGGGCGAAAGCCCUGCGUCUGCCGCGGCGCCCAAAAGCGUCGCCCGCAGCUCCUCUCCUGCCGCUUCCCCCCUCGCCGCCUCCUCACACGGCAGCGCUCACACGCCGUCGGACGAGGAUGACAGAGCGAACAGCAACGCGCAGAGCUUCGUCGAUGCGAUGGGCACCACGUUAGAUGUACAGGCCCUGCAAGAGGCGUCAUCGACGUCAUCGUCUGCCGCUGCGGGAGUACCACACGCCAACGUCUCCGGAACGUCGUCGCGCCACGGCCACCAGCAGUCUAUGCAUAAAAGCUAUCGCGGUACGAGUGAAAAGAUCGGUGCACUGCGCGCCACGCUGAAGGCGGACUUCGCUCCUCACCCGACGACAGCAGCAGCAGCAGGGCAGAAAGAGCUUCAACCGAACGGUAGGUGUGCGUUCUUGGAAGAUACAGAUGAAACACCCGUCGCGUCCAAGGCUACGCUGCCCAGCAAACCUGAGGAACAACCAAAAGCCGAAGCUGCGGCGGAAGGUGGCGCCGGCGACGACGAAGAGGUCGUUGACAUGGACUUCACCACCGCGUGCCUCUGUGGGCGGGCCACGACCAGUGGCGGUCGCUUGUCCAUGAUCUACGGCUCCUUUAUCUGCACCUGCGACGUGUGUGUCCGCUUCACGGGUGCUGCACGUGGGGUGGAGUGGUUGCACCUCCCGGAGAUCGAGGCACUGCACGCGUUGCUGAAGCGGUCGGCGACGGUGCUCUCUGGGCCGUCGCCUCCCACGCCGCUUCCGUCGUCGUCGUCGCCGGCUUCGGUGAUGGGCCGGCCGAGCGCCGGUGCGGGUGCCACGGCGGCCGCUGCGUUCCGCGCCCACGCCGCUCACUCACCACCUUCUCCCCCAAGUGGAGCCCAUAAAACGGAGCUGCCUGCGAGGGGCAGUAGCCCCAACACUGCCAGCAGCGGUCCCUCUCCUGUUUCUUCCUCUCCUCAUGAAUUGCUGCGCCAGGCAGGGAUUCGCUUCUACACUCAUCAGCAGUCCUCCUCCUCAUCAGUGGAAGACAGAGAUGAUGUCGAUUGCACCCGCACAAAGGGUGCGCAAGUCAACGGAAGUACGGCGAUUGAGUCGUACACGCUGUACACGUGUGCGACGUGUGGGGGGAUGGUCAGUAUGCUGCACGAUGGGGUGCCAGGCGUGUUGCUGCCCAAGUCAACACUCGAUGAACAGAGUCUUCAGAUCCUUUCGUCCUGUGCCCAGACGGUUGUAGACGACGAGGAGGAGGAAGGAUGA
Molecule: messenger RNA, 3957 nt
Organism: Leptomonas pyrrhocoris
Lineage: Eukaryota; Euglenozoa; Kinetoplastea; Trypanosomatida; Trypanosomatidae
Product: putative protein kinase
Exons: 1
Coding region: 190-3957 (1255 amino acids)
Biological process (GO): protein phosphorylation
Molecular function (GO): protein kinase activity; ATP binding
Source: RefSeq, a predicted model, not a curated record